GGUAGAGGAGUGAGCCCGUGCAGAGCCGAGCCGGGCCAUGGCGCUGUGGGGGCUGGCGCUGCUGGGGCUGUGCUGGGGGGUAACUGCAGACAGGCACACGGUCUUCUGGAACAGCUCCAACCCCAGGUUCUUGUGGGACGACUACGUGGUGGAGGUGCGGCUCAAUGACUACCUGGAUGUCAUCUGCCCGCACUACGAGGAGGGCAGCUCAGGCGCCCACGCCAUGGAGCGCUACACACUGUACCUGGUGGAGCAUGAGGAGUUUGUUACCUGCAAGCCGCACUCCAAGGACCAGGUGCGCUGGGAGUGCAACAAGCCGAUGGCGCCACACGGCCCUGAGCGCUUCUCGGAGAAGUUCCAGCGCUUCACACCCUUCACGCUGGGCAAGGAGUUCAAGGAGGGGCACAGCUACUACUACAUCUCAAAGCCCAUACACCACCAUGGGGACACCUGCCUGAAGCUGAAGGUGACUGUGGUCGGCAAAGCCACUCAAACGCUGCCUACCCCCAUCCCCACGCAGCGGAGCAGGAUCCUGGCAGAUGAUCCAGCACAGCAUGUCCUGCUGAGUGUGGGCCACAACACAGCGAUGCGCAGGAGCAGCCCCGUUGCCCUCCUCAGCCUCCUCCUUCCCCUUCUGGUGCUGCCUGGCCUGUGAGGCCCAGCCCGGCCCGGCCACAUGGACUGAGUGGCAGGACGGCGGAGGACAGAGUCCGCGGGACAGAGGAGCAGGCCCCACAUAGUGGCUGGCCUCCUGCGUCUGUGAAGCACGUGUGCAUGCCUCAUGCACACCCGUGCCUAGCCAGUGAUCCCCGCACAAGGUGGCAGCUGAGAACUUGUCAGUAUUAGGGGUCCGGGGACCCAAAGCUGAGCUGGAAGCUUGUGCCUCAGCCCUGCAGGGAGCAGUGGGACCCUGGGCAGGGAUAUACUUACUCCCCUGCCAAAGAACAGAGACGGCAAACACUUCCUCCCCACACUGUAUAGUGCCUGUGGGCUGGCCUGGAGGAGCCACCUCUGAGUGUACAGCAUGGAUAUGUCCUGCAGGCAGGGCAUGCACAGCGGGGCAUGUCCUGGGGACCGGCCCUCGUGCUGGGGCUCAGCCAUAGCCCGUGGACUUGUGGCCAUGCUGGUGGCAGCCUGGCCUACUGGAGCAGGACCUCUGGAAGCAGUGGCCUGGGACUGGAGCGGGUCCUGGGAGAGAACCUGGAGCCACAGGAGGGUGACAGUGCUGGGACAGUGCCCCCAGCCCUGGAGUACCAGCAUCUGCCAGCCCUGCAGGCACCGAGGACAUGCAGCAUUGGGGGCUGCUAAGAGCAUUGCCCCAACCCCCUUGUCCCACAGCAGACUGAGCCUGGAGCCCAGGACUGUGACCCUCCCUCCUCAGCCCCUUCUCCUUCUCCUUCAUCUGUGCAGCUUCCUUCCUCCUCCGGGAGUUUUUAUACGUUUUGUUUGGAAUAAAUAACAGAAAAGA
This is a messenger RNA of Alligator mississippiensis (American alligator), 1468 nucleotides long. It is a transcript of the gene EFNA1, whose product is annotated as ephrin A1. Gene Ontology annotation, biological process: axon guidance; ephrin receptor signaling pathway. The transcript is spliced from 5 exons. Gene Ontology annotation, molecular function: ephrin receptor binding. The record is from RefSeq and is a predicted model, not a curated record. NCBI's taxonomy places the organism in Eukaryota, Metazoa, Chordata, Crocodylia, Alligatoridae. Bases 38 to 655 code for a protein of 205 amino acids. Gene Ontology annotation, cellular component: plasma membrane.